Molecule: messenger RNA, 4005 nt
Organism: Wyeomyia smithii (pitcher-plant mosquito)
Lineage: Eukaryota; Metazoa; Arthropoda; Insecta; Diptera; Culicidae
Product: zinc finger CCCH domain-containing protein 18
Exons: 7
Coding region: 926-3577 (883 amino acids)
Molecular function (GO): metal ion binding
Source: RefSeq, a predicted model, not a curated record
UUUCAGCUUUCGCUUGUGCUGUGCGUGGUUUGGUGUGACAGACGAAUUUUUAUCUAAAAUUCCGCUGUAAAAUCUCGCUAAACUCGGAUCGAAAGCAUUGUGCACCGAUAGCCAGCUCGCAGGUUCAAGGAUAAAUCGCGCUGAGCUAGUAAAACUCGAGUUCCAGUGGUCGCAACCGGCUAAGGUAAGAAACCGCGAGGGCUGCCACAACAGACUCCAUUGUGAAAUUUUGUUAGCGCAAGAUGGAAGCAGGCUCUUGAAGGCGGAUCAAAUAAAGUUUAUAAAAUAUCUUUUCCCCUCUAAGUAAAGGAUACUGUCGCAGAGCGAGUUUUAAAUACGAAUGUAGUGAAGUUAUUAAAACAGUAUUUCACGUUUCAGUUUUAUGCUACUGUGAGCAAUACACAAAAAAGAAGAAAAACGGACUCGUCAGUUGUGAAGUUUUUUUUUCGUUUCGUUUAGUUCAAGAACAACCGGAAUUAAAAUGGUGUUAUCAAAGAUUAGUUUUUCGACUCCGCGUUGGAGUGAUUGGAACUCAGUACUAAAGUUAACCAGUUCUGGACUGUUAUCAAGUUGAAUGUUUACACUUCUAAUCAAGAAAAACAGUUUGUAAACUACAUUCUUUUCAUUUGCUUUGAUAAUAUAGAAGCAGUUGUUUUCAUGGACUGAAAACAAGAUUUUACUCUUGAUUAGCAAUCAAUAAAGGAAUCGGAAAUAUGAUCCAACUCGGAAAAGUGAUACAGAAUGGAAUGUUUUUCAUAGCAGGCAAGUUGUAUAAGUGCAAUAGUUUAUUGAAAACAAAAACUAGUAAUACUCAAAUCAUGAAAUGGUUUAAAAUUGGUGAAUUAAAGUAUAAUAACCCGAAAAUGGGCAGUACGAAAGUGAUUCCUCGUGAGCUUAUGCUCGUUAUGGGUGUGAAGCCAUCUAAAUGGACAGUGACGAUUCCCGACCAGGUUCGUCGGCUUCGAAUAGCUCCGACUCGGACAAUCCGUCCAGUCCUGUGGGAACAGUUGACGAUGUGUCUAAAACGCAAGAAGAAAGCGUUGACGCUCGCAUUUCCCAUUCGCGGUCUCGAUCGCAAUCCCGUUCGAGAUCACCAUCGCUUCGGUCCCGUUCUGGGUCGCAAUCACGAUCAGGCUCACGCUCGCGAUCCAACACCCCGGUGCUUAGUCCGCUAGGUAAUAAAAAGAAUGGUAGCCCACCAUCCAGCCCGAAAAAUUACGAGGAUGCACCAUCACGAUCCAAUUCACCCUCGUUCCGUAGUGCGGAGAAUUCUCGCAAUUCACCACCCCCAAAAUCACCGUUACGGAGCCGCAGUGGUUCUCCAGAGGACGACGGUGGUCUCCGCUUCAAUCGGUCUCGGUCAGGUUCUAGAAAUUCGAACCGAUCUGACGGCUCGCCGCAUGAUCGUCGUCGCUUGUCUCGACAUUCAAGUGCGUCCAAUCUUAGCGAAAAGUUAAGAGGAGAAGAAAUCUCCGAUUGCGACAUGGACUCAGAUCGUGAAGAUAAGGAUAAGAGUAAUUCCGCAGUAAGUAGUAAGUUGGAAGACAGUGAUAUUCCUGUUGCCGGAAGUGGUACCGUUAAGGAUGCGCUUGAUAUGAGUCAUGAAGAUCUCAGCGAUGUCAGCCUAGAGAGCGAAAACGAACCAGAUGACGAGAAAGAAAGCGAACGCGAUAGCGACAAGGGUGGAGAUGUAGAAGAAGAUGACCGUGUGAUUCCAACGACCAGAAAAGAAACAGGGUUGGAACAAGAGGAAAUUUUAUCACGAGACAAUGACAAAAUGAAAAUUACUGACUUGCGUCAAAAACUAGAAGAAAAGAAAAAUCAACUCAGAAAUAUGGAAGAUAAACAACAAGUUAAUGGCUCUUCUAGAUCUCAUGAUAAUCUAAUGGAUGGAGCCCUGAUGGAUUCAAAAAAUGACGAAGAUGCCUUGGACUUCGAGGCUGAAGAAGGAGAAUGCAACGAUCCACCGAAAGAGGCGGAUAGGUCGGAUAGUACUCGAAUCCCAAUACAAGCACCCGAAGUAGAGAAAAAAAGAAAAACUUCCGAAGUUGAGCUGGAGGAAGGUGAAGAACUAGAAGAAGGAGAGGUAUCCGACGAAGAUGAAAAACGCCCAGAGGAGACUGAACCGAAGCCAGUGUGCAGAUUCUAUACCCGCGGUCAGUGUACCUGGGGAAUGAGCUGCCGUUUUCUACACCCAGGUGUAACGGAUAAAGGUAAUUACACUAUGUUCGAUAUGGUUCGCCCGGUUCCGAUUCCGCAUCAACCUCCGCCGUAUGCAGCACAUCCCGUAAUCUAUCCACAAGAUUAUCGUAUUGAAAGGCCCCCAAUGCACCACAUGCCUUCACAUCAUGCUUUAGCUUAUGGAGGCGGCGGUGCAGCAUUGCCACCACCAGUACGAGUAACCGAACCGGUAACAGAGAGUGCGUGGGAACGAGGUUUGCGAACUGCAAAAGAAAUGAUGCGCAAAGCCACCAAACGCAAGGAACAAGACAUUGAUUUUGAAGACAAAAAAAUGAAUCUUUCAUUGACACAAGAUGAGUUGGAAAAAGAUAACUAUUACAAUAGAAGUUCACCAGAUUCUCCUACGUAUCCGGGCCGCCCAGCAGCUGUACCGACACCGAAUUAUGAAUUUAAUCCAUCUGUGACAGCAAAAUUCACAAGAGCUGGACCCACUUUCGAAGAAGACCAGUUCGGGCGCACUCAGCGGUAUCGGGAACUACCAUCUCACCGAAUGCCGCAGUAUGAAGAUGAUGAUCCAACUAAGAGAAACCGAACGCGUGCUACUCGCGAGGUCAUAGUGCAACGAGCUGACGAGUGGAGCGAUCCAUGGAUGCGUUCCAAGUCUCCUGGUCGUGGAGAAAAACGGUCCGUUCGUCGGGAACGUCGAAGUUACAGUAACAGUUCAUCGUACACCAGCUCAAGCAGUAGCUCACGAUCGGGAUCUAGUUCAGAAUCCAGUCGAUCUCCAUCGCCCACUACUAGACGCAAUCGCUAUGAUAGUCAUCGAUCAAAGGAUAGUGACCGGCAUAACACGACCCACGUCAGGAAAGUUAUUCGCACCCGGUCAUCCAGUAUCAGUCCAAAACGUAGUAAAUACUCACCAGUACGCAAAGUGUCACCAGUAGUUUCGAAAAAGCGAAAUCCUUCGCCAUUACCGGAUAAACGAGCGAUUGAAAAAGCAGUUUCCACAAAGAGGAAGAAGCAAGCUUCACCCGCGCGCAAGGUAUCUACUGAAAAACGACGAAAGCGUUCCAGUUCAUCUGGUUCGGGCUCAUCAGAUUCAAGUGAUUCUGGGUCGGAAAGUUCGUAUUCUUCUAGUUCAUCGACAUCAUCUCGUGGAAAGACGACAUCUAAGAAAUCGAAAGUACCCGAAAAGUCAUCCAAAUCAGCUGAGUUGAAAAAGUCUGCCAGCGACUCCAAACCGAACGCACAGGUCAUUCCACCCUCUAGUGCAGCAUUGGAGAAAGCCGCUGCCAGUGCCAAUGCGUCGAAAAAAUCUUCACGGCGGGAGGAACUUCUUAAGCAGCUGCGUGCCGUGGAAGAAGCCAUUGCACGAAAGCGGACAAAGAUAGUGUAAAUUGUACUUGCUAGUUUUUCACACGGACAGAAAAAAACAUUACAAACGCUUCUGAUCAUCGACCCAAGAUAAACGAAAUUAUGAUGGUAUUUCGCCAGUUUAUGAAUGACUAAUCAUUUCGAAUUAUCGGAGGCGUUAUUUUUUCUCCAUUGGGGAGAAUAGCUUUUUACUUAGAUAUUGUACUGUAGCGAAGAUUGGUAGUAUACAAUAUUUUGCUCUCGUAACACGGUACACCUAAGCCAACACUAAUUGUAGGGUGUGACACAUGAAUAAAUAGAUUUAUGUGCUUAAAUAGUAGACAAAUCUCCCGAUUUGCAACGUGUAUAGCUUUUGAAUAACCAAUAGAUUGUUAUUCUCAAUCUAGAGAGAUGAAAGUAAUACUGACUAUACAUUUUGGAAAACAAUAAAAUCUAUGUCAUGUCAUCAAA